AAACUUAAAGAGUUAUAGGGAGACGGCUAGGGCUACCACAAGCAGUGGCUUUGGGCAAGGUCAGCAUGGCUUUCCAGCAGCCUAUUCUGAAUCCGAGUGUCCCCUUUUCUGGACCCAUCUUUGGAGGCCUGAGUGAAGGGAAGAUGGUGUUAAUCCAAGGAAUAGUCCAAACCUUCGUGAAAAGUUUUGGGGUGAACCUGCGGUGUGGGAAAGGGGACAUCGCCUUCCAUUUUAAUCCGCGUUUCAACGAGGGCCGCCUGAUGGUUGUAUGCAACACUGAGCAGAACGGCUGCUGGGGGGCGGAGGAAAGGACCUAUCACAUGCCCUUCCAGCCAGGCAACUACUUCGAAGUGAUCAUCAACGUCAGGAGCCACUGCUAUCAGGUCUCUGUGAAUGGUCAGCACUUCCUGGAGUACAGACACCGCCUUCCCCUUCAUACUGUCCAGAUUCUGGAGAUCAAAGGGGACGUGACUGUGAAUAGCAUUAACUUCACAAGCCCCAGCGUCUCCAAUAUGUUUGCCCAGCCAGUCUUCGGGGUUCCAGCUCCCAGUAGGAAGAAAAUGAAGAACUUCCCAAGACAGGUAUCAGUUGCCUCGCACAACAUUCCUAUGACUGUGACCAACCCUGUUGUCCCAUUCCAAGCAGCCAUCCCAGGGACUAUCUCUCAGGCCCGCAAGAUCACCAUUGUGGGGAAUGUGCCUUUCCAUGCAAACAGCUUUCACAUCAAUCUGAAAAACAGCAUGACCGGCAACAUCGCCCUGCACAUCAACCCACGGCUGAGGGAGAGGGCGCUGGUUCGGAACACCCAAACGCACGGCACGUGGGGCUCAGAGGAGAGGCAGCUCUCCACCCUGCCUUUCGCGCCAGGCCAGGCUUUCCAGAUGGAGAUAAUGAACACGAGGAACUGCUACCAGGUCUCAGUGAACGGGCUGCGUGUAUUUGACUAUGUCCACCGCCUCCCUGCCAACCAGGUGGACCAGCUACAGAUAGCGGGGGAUGUGACACUCUCCUAUGUGCAGUUCUGAUGGCCCCUCCUGGGCCACCAAGUUCUCACUAUUUGAUUCAACCCACUGGGCUCAGUCUCAUCCUCCACUCCAGAGCCCUCUCAUCAUCUUCAUUCAACAGCUCCACUGCCAAGCCCGGAGAUCUCAGGCACCAAAUCGCACAUCAUACAGAAACGCUGAAGUCUCACUAUGGGGGUUGGGGGAGGGAAGGACUUCUCUCAUUGUCUCUUCUUUGUCUAUAUGCAUUUCUGAUACUAUAGAUUAAAGCAGUGGUUCUCAACCUUUCCAGACUACUGUACCCCUUUCAGGAGUUUGAUGUGUCUUGUGCAUCAGAAGUUUCACUUCGCUUAAAAACUACUUGCUUACAAAUCAGAGAGAAAAACACAAGUGUCAUAGCACACUAUUACUGAUAAAGUGCUUACUUCCUCGUAGUAAUCAUAUAAUUAUAAAAUAAAUCAACUGGAAUAUAAAUAUUGUACUUACA
Molecule: messenger RNA, 1488 nt
Organism: Chelonoidis abingdonii (Abingdon island giant tortoise)
Lineage: Eukaryota; Metazoa; Chordata; Testudines; Testudinidae
Product: galectin-4-like
Biological process (GO): negative regulation of type II interferon production; positive regulation of gene expression; negative regulation of CD4-positive, alpha-beta T cell proliferation
Cellular component (GO): cytosol; nucleus
Molecular function (GO): carbohydrate binding; galactoside binding
Source: RefSeq, a predicted model, not a curated record